Molecule: messenger RNA, 2232 nt
Organism: Rhododendron vialii
Lineage: Eukaryota; Viridiplantae; Streptophyta; Magnoliopsida; Ericales; Ericaceae
Product: prolycopene isomerase, chloroplastic
Exons: 10
Coding region: 83-1849 (588 amino acids)
Biological process (GO): carotenoid metabolic process
Molecular function (GO): oxidoreductase activity
Source: RefSeq, a predicted model, not a curated record
AAAGUAUAUUUACAGCUUCUCCACUUUCAAACAAGUACUACUAGACUCUCUCUCUCUCUCUCUCUGCUUCGCAACUUCUUCAAUGUCGUUGAACACGAUCUCAACAAACUUUCUCCAACUCCAAUGUCCCUCUCCAACUUUGAUUCCAAAAUCCCACAGCAGAAGACGUACAUUUUUGGCGCGAAAUGCCAACGGCAGUGAGCCGAAGCCCUCCUCCAACGGUUACCCUUCUCCUGCUACUACUAAAAGGACACCCACGCCAUUCCCAGGCAAGCCGGAGGCAGAUGUUGUUGUAAUUGGGAGUGGUAUUGGGGGACUUUGUUGUGCAGGACUUCUAUCAAGAUACCAACAAGAUGUUUUAGUGUUAGAAAGCCACGAUACCCCUGGGGGUGCAGCUCACUCAUUUCAAAAGAAGGGUUACAAGUUCGACUCUGGUCCAUCUUUGUUCUCUGGAUUCCAAUCAAGAGGUCCUCAGGCUAAUCCCCUUGCACAAGUUCUUGAUGCAUUGGGUGAGUCAAUUCCUUGUGCCAGUUAUGACUCUUGGAUGGUUUACAUACCUGAAGGUGAAUUCUUAUCACGCAUUGGGCCAACAGAAUUUUUUAAGGACCUUGAGAAGUACGCAAGUCUUAAUGCUGUUCGAGAAUGGAGAAAACUUCUUGAUGCAAUACUUCCAAUGUCGACAGCGGCAAUGGCUCUGCCUCCUCUAUCGAUUCGAGGUGAUUGGGGUGUUCUUUCCACUGCUGCCACUAGAUAUGGCCCCUCUCUCCUGAAAUCAUUUGCCCAAAUGGGACCCCAAGGCGCUCUUAGUGCCACGAAGCUUCUCAGACCCUUCUCCGAAAUCAUCGAUUCAUUGGAACUAAAAGAUCCUUUUAUUCGGAAUUGGAUAGAUCUUCUGUCUUUCUUACUUGCAGGAGUGAAAUCUGAUGGUGUGCUCUCAGCAGAGAUGGUAUACAUGUUUGCAGAAUGGUACAAGCCAGGUUGCAGUCUUGAGUAUCCUCUUCAUGGAAGUGGGGCAGUCGUUGAUGCCCUUGUCCGUGGAAUACAGAAAUUUGGUGGACGGAUCUCUCUUAGGAGUCAUGUGGAAAAUAUUGUGGUUCAAAAUGGCCGAGCUGUGGGAGUGAAGCUAAGAAGUGGUCAGUUUGUACGUGCUAAGAAGGCUGUUGUUAGUAAUGCAUCCAUGUGGGACACGUUGAAUCUAUUGCCCCAAGAAGUCCUUCCAAAGUCAUACGAGGACAGGAUCAAAAUGACCCCUCAGUGUGAAUCAUUUAUGCAUCUUCAUGUGGGUUUUGAUGCAGAGGGUAUCCGUGAGGACUUGGGGAUUCAUCAUAUAGUAGUGAAUGAUUGGAAGAGAGGGGUUGACGCUGAACAAAAUGUUGUUUUGAUAUCAGUACCUAGUGUCCUCAGUCCAGAUCUUGCUCCCCCUGGCAAACAUGUGUUACAUGCCUACGCACCGGGAACUGAAUCCUUUGAACGUUGGGAAGGACUUGAUCGUAAAAGUGCUGAAUACAAAGAACUUAAAGCUGAAAGAUCUGAGUUUCUAUGGAAGGCUGUGGAGCGUGCAAUCGGCCCAGGCUUUGAUCGUGAGAAGUGCGAAGUGAAAUUGGUUGGAACUCCAUUGACACAUCGAAGGUACCUUAGGAGGAAUAGGGGAACUUAUGGACCAGCUAUAAAAGCUGGACAAGGAACUUUUCCAGGACAUUCAACUCCAAUCCCACAGCUUUACUGCUGUGGUGAUUCUACAUUUCCAGGCAUAGGGGUCCCAGCAGUUGCUGCCAGUGGUGCCAUUGUUGCUAACACUCUGGUUUCUGUGUCUCAACACUCGCAGCUUCUGGAUGCCGUUGGGAUAUGAUAGACGGAUAUUCUGGGAGUUAUGGUUGCUGGUAAUUUGUUAUUUGCCAAUGGUUGCUGUUCUUACUGAACCAUGUUGCAUUUUACAAGGAAGAAUUGGGAAUCUGAUUCGCCUGAGGUUCUCUUGUGAGUGCAUAGGCCCAAUCCGAUAGGGAGUAUCCACGGAGUUCACACCACAUCGCCUAGACCCAAUAUUCAUUGAAUUAUUCAUAUCCAUUUAAAAGUCUAAGCCUUGUAAGUGAUGAAUACUCUGAUAGUAUAUUAAGGUUCAACUCUUUUUUCUAUUUAUCUGAAGUGAGGUUCAAUCCUUCACACAUGUUCACAACAAGAAGAUCAAAAUAGUUAUUAGAGUCGCUUCAUAAGACUGAUUUUGAUUUUUUCUUC